This is a messenger RNA of Staurois parvus, 443 nucleotides long. Lineage: Eukaryota; Metazoa; Chordata; Amphibia; Anura; Ranidae. The record is from the annotation of a GenBank genome assembly.
UGUGAUCGCUGUGUCCUACGAGCACAGCUGAUCACGUGAUGUGGUAAAAGGCCAAUCACAGCGGCCUUUUACCACGUGAUCAGCCCAGCAGUUAUCAGUGCAGGGAUCGGCACCGAUCAUCAGUGCCCUGAUGAUCGGUGCCCAGCAAGCAGUGCCACACACCAGUUCUGCCCACCUGUACCCAGCAGUGCCACCCACCUGUGCCCAGCAGUGCAGCCCAGCAGUGUCACCAGUCAGUGCCCAGCAGUUGCGCCAGUCAGUGCUGCCUAUCAGUGCCCAUCAUCUGUGCCACCUAUUCGUGCCACCUUAUUAGUGCCUAUCAGUGCCACCUAUCAGUGCCUAUCAGUGCCGCCUUUCAGUACCCAUCAGUGCUGCCUAUUAAUGCAGCCUCAUCAACGCACAUCAGUGAAGGAGAAAAAGUACCUGUUUGCAAAAUUUUAUAA